AUUAACUACUGCCGUAACUAAAUAUCAAACAUUCACUCCAGAAAUUACUCACAACAGAUUUUUCCAGUAAUACCAAUUUCGUCAAGAUGGGUUCCGUCAAUCCCCAGCGGCCGGUCCGCGUCAUGAACAUUUCUGGAUCCCCAUCUGACCGCCGAGAUGCCAUCGCAAUCGCCGCCGCAUCCAAUGAGCCAAUCGACGUGUUUGUUGGAGACUGGAUGUCAGAAGUCAACAUGACGACACGAGCAUACGAUAUUGUCAACGACCUGGGCGUUGGAUACGAGCCAACAUUCAUCGACGCGCUCGAGCCGGCUCUGGAGAAUAUCGCCAAGAAGAAGCUGAAGCUAGCAGCGAAUGCGGGCACAGUUGCGACGAAAGAGCUGUUCGAUAUUGUUGUAUCCAUGGUAAAUGAAGAGGGACUGGAUCUGAAUGUUGCUUGGGUCGAGGGUGACGCGAAGGGCCCGUCUUCAUUCGUCAGCGUAUGUACUGGACAGUCAUUGGCAGAUUGGCCAUAUGAGCCAAUAUUUGCACAAUGCUAUCUUGGCGGCAUGGGCAUUGCGAAGACUUUCGGAGUUGGUGCAGACAUUGUCAUAUGUGGCCGAGUAGCCGACGCAUCCCCGAUCAUAGGGGCAGCAGCAUGGCGGCAUGGCUGGGCGGUAACAGAUUUCGAUAAGCUUGCACAGAGUCUCAUUGCUGGUCACCUUAUCGAAUGUUCGACCUAUGUGACUGGCGGUAACUACACCGGAUUCAAGAGCUUGGAUUGGGACACGAUGCAUGACUUUGGGUACCCCAUUGCAGAAAUAUCCCACGACGCAGAUGUCAUCAUCACCAAAGUCGAGGGAACUGGAGGAAUUGUCAUUGUUGAAACUUGUAAAGAACAGCUUCUUUACGAGAUUCAAGGCGCCUACUACCUAAAUAGCGAUGUCACCGCUGUCAUCGACAAAGCCAAAUUCACAGAGAUUGGAAAGAAUUGUGUGUGUCUUUCUGGAAUCACUGGACUGCCUCCGCCGAGUACGACAAAGUGCGGACUUACGGCAUUUGGCGGCUACAAGGCAGAGAUUCACUGGGCACUAGUCGGACUUGAUAUUGAAGAGAAGGUCAAGAUGCUAGAUAUCCAGAUGAAGCACAGUUAUGGAAAGGAGUGGCUCUCCAAGUUUACGACAUUUGACCUCACCGUCUAUGGUUCCGUGGAGAGAAAUCCCAAGAACCAGAACGCUGCAACAGUUGACUUGCGGCUUGUGGUCGAGUCGAAGGAUACUAAAGCCCUGUCAGUAGAGACCUUCAUAAGGCCAGCAUUCGACAUCAUCAUGCAAUCUUUCCCGGCGGCGACCUACCAUCCAGACCGGAGAACAGCGUCACCUAUACCAUAUCAAGAAUACUUCCCAACUCUCAUCCCCCAACCAACACAAACAAUCCACUUCUCCAAUUCUUCUAUGAAAUCCAUCAUACUGCCACCCCCUUCAAACACCAUUCCUCACAAACCACAACAGCCCUCCUAUCCUCCCACUUCCCCCGGCUCCAACUGCAAUAUUGGUCUGUUCGUUCGACACGGAGACGAAUGGGCACGGCUGCGCAGCUUCCUGAGCCUGAAGACAUUCAUCGAGCUACUAGGGGAAGAAUACCACGGACAGCAGAUCGAUCACAUGGAGUUUGAGCAGCUGUGGGCGGUGCAUUUCUUGCUACAUGAUUGGUUGGAUCGGGGCGUGACCGCGAAUGCGACGUAUGAUAUCCUAGGCAAAUUCUUAGCGGAGUAUCUCAGGUGUAAGAUUGUAGAUGUGCCGAAUGUGUUUCUAGAGAGGGGGAAGAUCUAG
This is a messenger RNA of Mytilinidion resinicola, 1808 nucleotides long. RefSeq names its product DUF1446-domain-containing protein. The record is from RefSeq and is a predicted model, not a curated record. Lineage: Eukaryota; Fungi; Ascomycota; Dothideomycetes; Mytilinidiales; Mytilinidiaceae. The transcript has 4 exons. Bases 87 to 1808 code for a protein of 573 amino acids.